AUGACCGGAGGAGGCUUCACCGGAGACAAUAACAAAGAGUUUGAGGCAAAGAUAACUCCUAUCAUUAUCAUUUCAUGCAUGAUGGCUGCCACCGGAGGUCUCAUGUUUGGUUAUGAUGUUGGAGUUUCAGGUGGUGUGGCAUCAAUGCACCCGUUUUUGGAGAAAUUCUUUCCGAAAGUGUAUCGACAAAUUGAAGAAGAAGGAACAGAAAGUAACUACUGCAAAUACGACAACCAAGGGUUGCAGCUAUUCACUUCAUCAUUGUAUCUUGCUGGUUUAAUGGUAACCUUCUUCGCAUCUUAUACGACUCGGAUACUAGGGAGAAGGCUCACAAUGUUGAUUGCUGGUUUCUUCUUCAUUGCUGGAGUUGCUUUCAAUGCAGCUGCUCAAAACCUUGCCAUGCUUAUAUGUGGUAGGAUCUUACUUGGUUGUGGAAUUGGUUUUGCAAACCAGGCAGUGCCGGUUUUCCUUUCAGAGAUUGCACCUUCUAGAAUCCGUGGAGCAUUGAAUAUACUGUUUCAGCUUGAUAUCACACUUGGAAUUCUUUUUGCAAACCUUGUCAAUUACUUCACCAACAAAAUCAAAGGUGAAUGGGGUUGGAGGAUAUCCCUUGGAUUAGGAGGUGUCCCAGCAUUACUCCUCACUCUAGGAGCUUACUUGGUUGUGGACACUCCAAAUAGUCUCAUUGAACGUGGUCACCUAGAACAAGGAAAAACCGUUCUGAGAAAGAUUCGCGGCACGGACAACAUCGAUCCUGAGUUCUUCGAGCUGGUAGAGGCGAGUCGUGUUGCUAAACAAGUGAAACAUCCCUUCAGAAAUAUCCUCAAGCGCAAUAAUAGACCUCAACUUGUCAUUUCCAUUGCCCUAAUGGUUUUUCAACAAUUUACUGGCAUCAAUGCGAUAAUGUUCUAUGCUCCGGUUUUGUUUAAUACGUUAGGGUUUAAGAAUGAUGCUGCACUUUAUUCUGCUGUGAUUACUGGUGCGAUUAAUGUUGUCUCGACUAUAGUCUCGAUAUAUUCGGUUGAUAAACUUGGACGUCGAAAGCUGUUAUUGGAAGCUGGUGUACAAAUGUUCUUGUCACAAAUGGUGAUAGCAAUUGUAUUAGGAUUCAAGGUGAAGGAGAAUUCUGAGGAACUCUCAAAAGGUUAUGCAGCUCUUGUGGUAGUUAUGGUUUGUGUUUUUGUGUCUGCGUUUGCAUGGUCAUGGGGACCACUUGGUUGGCUUAUUCCAAGUGAGAUAUUUCCAUUGGAGACUCGUUCUGCAGGACAAAGUGUAACAGUUUGUGUCAACUUUCUCUUCACUUCUGUUAUUGCGCAAGCUUUUCUCUCAAUGCUUUGUUAUUUCAAGUAUGGUAUCUUCUUUUUCUUCUCUGGAUGGAUCUUGAUCAUGUCGAUUUUUGUGUUGUUUCUUGUCCCUGAGACAAAGAAUGUCCCUAUUGAAGAGAUGACAGAGAGAGUGUGGAAGAAACAUUGGUUUUGGAAGAGGUUUGUUGAAGUUGAUUGUCUUGAAGAUGAGAAAGUAAGUGAUGGAAAUGGACCUAGCAUUAUUGAUUUGGUUCAUUAG
This is a messenger RNA of Lathyrus sativus (Indian pea), 1563 nucleotides long. Lineage: Eukaryota; Viridiplantae; Streptophyta; Magnoliopsida; Fabales; Fabaceae. The record is from the annotation of a GenBank genome assembly.